Opisthocomus hoazin is the source of this 1341-nucleotide messenger RNA. Lineage: Eukaryota; Metazoa; Chordata; Aves; Opisthocomiformes; Opisthocomidae. The record is from RefSeq and is a predicted model, not a curated record.
AUGACGACCCGAGCCAACAGGUUUAGCAGCGUGGCCAUGCCCCGUCAGAAGCUACAUAAUGCUGGGGAUUGCGUGGGAGCAUUUUCCUCCUGCUUUGCCAAAGUGGCCCUGGGGACCAUACUGUCUCCAGAAACCACAUCCGUCCACCAUACGGCUACUUCUGCUCAGUCACUUUCCCAUUGUCAUUCUUCAUCCCAUCAAGGCACCACAGCUCAUUUUAUCAGCACAGGCUCUCCUAAAACACCCAUAAGCUAUACAACAACAGUGCAGAGGACAGAGCAGCAUCAGGUAACAACAGCACCAGGACAUCACACAACAGCCCAGGCAGGAGCAACCACCAUGCAAGUGACUGGCCAGACAUCUCCCACGGGGGUAUCCACAACCGCUGCAGCAGACAACACAACUGCAGCGGGUCAUGCUACAACCCAGGCAAUGGAAACAGUCACACCUGCAGUGAAGAACACAACCCAGCAUCCUAUGUCCUCAAUCAAGCAAGCCACAACACAUGUAAGCACAGAAAUGACAGUGGCAGGAACAAAAAAAAAAAAACAAGAAAGCCCGCCGCCUGCCGUAACUACUCCAGCCAUCACCAUGCAAACUGUAAAGCCCAUCACAGGGUCAGGAAAUCAAACAACAGCGCCUAAAAGUCCAACAGCCACAGCUAUGACCAACGCAACAACCAUUCCUCCAGGGACUCAAACAACCAUCCCAUCUACUACGGUGACAGUGAGACCCACUCUUGCACCACGGCCUUCUCCCAUCCCCACUGGCACAUACACAGUUUCCAGUGGGAACAGGACCUGCAUCAAAGCGGUCAUGGGCCUGCAACUGAUGGUUCAAAAUACACAGAAGAAGCGGAUGGAGUACAUGGCUGUCAACCCCAACGCGACGCAGACCUCUGGCAGCUGUGGGACGGUGCAGUCUGAGCUGAACAUAACUUUCAGUGGAGGGUUUAUAAACUUGACCUUUGUAAAGAAGUCUCCAACCUACUCUGUCAGUAAAAUUGAGAUCAGAUUACAGUUAUCUUCUGAAGGUAUGCUUUACAAUGCAACCAUACGCGAGAAGCUGUUUACAACAAAGCUGGGGAAUUCCUUUAAGUGUGCCAGCAAGCAAACCUUCAGCUUGCUGAAGGACUUCCAGCUACUCUUUGUUCAUAUGCAGCUUCAGGCGUUCGAUAUUGUCAGUAACCAGUUUGGCAAAGAAGAAGAAUGUCUUCCUGAUAAAAACAGCAAAGCAGUUCCCAUCGUGGUGGGCCUGAGUAUCCUGGGAUUGUUUGUCAUUGUGUUUGCCACAUUCCUGAUUUCCCGAAGAAAGCCGCAUAGAGGAUAUGAACGUAUCUGA